ACGGACUUUUCGGAAACUUUCUUGAUUGUAAGGAAAAUGAAAGUAAACAAAAUAUGAUUCGAAGAGGCUGUUCGUUUUCAUUUAAAAUUUGUAAAAGGCGUAUAUCAUCAAAGGUGCCAGAAAAAGCAACAUGGAUUUCUAUUGACAAAUCAAGGUUACCAAAUGAACCAAGGAUAGACAAAGAGGUGAACUUGCUGGAACGCUUGUCUUUAGUUGAGUUUGAUAAUCAAGAGGGAGUGGAUCGCUUGACCAAAGCUGCGAAAUCUGCCAAUCAGCUCCAUGCAGUUAACACUAACAAUAUAGAACCAAUGGAUUCGGUUUUAGAAGAUAAAACAUUGUAUUUGAGAGAUGACAGUGUAACAGAUGGGUUUUGUCGAGAUGAUAUACUAAAGAAUGCAUCCGUGAUACUCGAGGACUACUAUGUUGCUCCACCAGGAAAUAUUCCGCUGAAGCAGAAGGAAAGUGACAAUGAAAGUGAAACUUAAUGCAUGUAAAUUUCGGUAUAUGAUUAAAGUUCAAUUAAAACUUUCAGGACCGAAUAUACUUAAUAUCAUUCUUAUCAUUUUGCUUUGGGUUGUCCAGUUUAUGUACAUGUAUAAUGUUAUAUUUUGCCAUACGAACACAUUAGAAAACUGACAAAAGCUGGGCCUUAGGCAACACAGCUCACCUGAGUAACCUUGGACUUUCUAUUUUGAUUUUUAUAAGAUUUUUAUGCCCCACCAUGAAUAUGGUGAGUGUCAUUUCAGUCCUUCUGUCCUUCCAUCACACUUUGCGUUUAGCUCAGUUUUAAAGAAAUUAUUCGAGAUAUUUUUAUCAAACCUUAUAUGCUGAUACAUAUUGGUGACAUCUAUUCAACUGCAUCAAUAUUUUUUUUUUACAUUUCCUUUGACCUUGACAUCACUUUUCCCUCAUUGGUGUUUCGCUCAGUUUCAAGACAACUAUUGACAAUAUUUUUAUGAAAACUCUUACACUGAUACAUAUUAGUUGGUAGCUAUUCAACUGUGGCAUUAUUUUUUUUACCUUGACCUUCCCUGUGAUCUUGACCUAACAUUCCCUAUUUGGUGGUUAACUCAGUUUCAAAGCAAUUAAUGAGGAAUAUCUUUGCCCCUUUCUGAAUAUGUCCGUUUAUGAUAUUUAUGUACUAUAUAAAUUUAAAAUUCCUACUUACAGUGUAUAAAACAUAAGUCCUAUGAAAAAUAAAAAAUCUAAUUUAACAAUAUGAAUUAAGUUUGUUUAGGUAAGAGAUCUAAUUCACCUUGAGCCAGACUUUAAGGUUGGGUUUUUACAAUAGAAAUAAUUUAAUUCAUUGCCAAAACGGGACAGUAAGAGAAAACCGUGCAGCAAAAGCUCGCACAAUACCUAGCUGAAUUAGUAGGGAAAAGAAAAGUGAUCAAACCUUGAGGUCCUUUACCACAACCCAAAAUAACUUGAACGAGCCGCGUUCACGUUUUUAUAUCCCUUGUAAGCAAUCAAACUCGAAUUUACAAUCCAUCACACAACAAGUGAAACGUGAAAUCUGAAACGUUUAAAGUUAAGACUUUUAACGAAUCAGAAACAUUGUUUAAAAAUAACUUUGAGAGAAAUAUCAGAAUGGAGGACCACUUCUUAUCAAAAUACAUAUGCUUUCUCAAAACAAAAUAGAUGUGGAAAUAGUCAAAAACGCAAAAGAAAUAAAAGGGUUAAGGACAGGAAAAGUAAUUGAAUAGUAAAGGUAACAUGAUUUACAUCAAAUAAGGAAAUUUAGAAUUAUAGAAAAUCAAAACUAUUUCAGUGGUAUGACUUGAACACAACUCAGACUUACAGUCCCUGAAACGUUCUACUUUACCAUUUUUCCGUUUGCUCACCGUGCGUUCACCGUGCGCUCUCCAUUCACGCUUUUGUGAUCCUCGUGCGUUCACCGUUCACAAAGCGUUCAACGUGCGUUCACCGUUCACUGUCAUUCGGAACACCAAAGUCAAAGGAUCGAUUUUCAUAGCGAGGCAAAAAUGAAAAAGGAACGGGUGCAUAAGAGUGAAAGUAAACUUUCUUAUUAUAUCAUAAAUUUAAUUUAUAAAGUACAAAUAUCAGGACUAUCAACUGCGAAAAUUCAAGGAAAACUGCAGAUCACUCAUCAAUAUCAAAGAAUAGAAUAAAUCAUUGUUAUUAUCAUUACAAAACAAAUAUUGUUCGGUUAAAAAGUGGGAGAAGUUCUGAAUGAGAGAAAAGAGUAAGAGCCUGCAGUUAUGAAUUUAACUCCUAUACAUGUACAUGUAGCGAAAAACGAGCAACGAGCGCUGGUACGUGUACGAAAAUGUGGCAGUUUCAGUUAAGAAAUUCCUCGCCUCCACCUGAAUUAUCAUUUAAUAUUUUCAAGUUUGGGCAAAUGCACAAUUCAUUAUAUUUUAUUUUGUCUCACUUGAAAAGAAUUCUAUAUAAGUUUAUUAUUUUUCUUAAGCACCCCCCCCCCCCUCUCUCUCUCUCUCUCUUACUUAAAAAACGAUGCUACAAUGUACAUUUCAAUGCACAUUCGUGCCCAAAUGUCAAAUUGAUUUGACAAGUAUUUCUGAUUAUUUUACGCCUAUAUUUAUGAGAGACAUUCUCAAUAAAUGUAUUUACUCCUUUCCCCAAAUUUGAAAUUUUUGAAUCGUUUGUCUCUGAUUAUAAAGAUGAAAUAUUUCUCGUACAUUUCUGCCCCAUAUAUGAUAUACGUAUAGUUCAGUACAAUAAACAGUUUUUUUCGCAUCAACAUUUUAUAAAUAUUGCACAAUCUAAAUAUAAAUUCAUGGUCACACUAUUUAUUUUGUACGUAUGUACAUUAAUUCUGGGAUUAUUUCCUCAGGUAUACUAUACAUGUAUUUGCAGUAAAGUGAAUUACGCAAAAUCUACGUGGGAAUAAACCUUUCAUACUAUUUAGAAGCGUUCAGGUGUCAACACGAGGUACCUGUUCUACUCCUGUUGGUUGUUUAAUGCAUUUAUCUUGACUCCUUUCGGGAAUGUUUUUUAAUUGUGUGUAAUCCAAACGACGCGCUCGUAAAUUUUGAAGUAAUGCAUGUACAUCUGUAAAUUCUUGGCACUAAUUAGUAGACUAUCUUUAUUUCCCCCCACCGCAACGCGGAAGGGGACACAGAAAUACCGGCGUCCGUCCGUCGGUCCGUCCCACUUCACUUUGUGGACGCAACUCCUCAGAAACCGCUCGAUGGAUUUUGUUCAUAUUUUGUAGGAUUGUUAGUCAUCAUGUGUAGUUGAUCAUAUUUUGCCACCAUUUUGAUUCGACAAAUUUUACAGGAGUUACGGGACUUUGUUGAAUUUGUGCAUGCUGCACUAUAGGAACACAUUGUGGACGCAACUCCUCCGAAACAGCUCAACGGAUUUUGUUAAAAUUUUGUAGGAUUGUUAGUCACCAUAUGUAGUUGAUCAUAUUGCGCCGUCAUUUUGAUUCGACAAAUUUUACAGGAGUUAAGGGACUUUUGUGCUUCAACUUUUUUUGCGGCAGUAUGUGACAUGGCUACGUGUAGCAGUCUUGUUUCACAUGAAUCGUUUAUACUCUUGUAUUAAGAAAUUAAAUACUAUGCAUAUUAAGUCAAAAUAUAGAAUUACAUAUAGUAUACCGAGAUGACGCACCAAUAUUUAUGAUUUAUGAAAACGUCAAGAAUUCUAAAUAUUAUAAAAUAUGUUUCUAUUUUUCAUGUAUAUAAGUAUCUGUAUGUGUAAUACUGUAAACAAUGUACAAAUGAAAUUUUCUUUUGUUUGUGCAUAAUUGUAGCAAUUGAUGUAAAAAUUUACGAUCAUUUUCAUAAGAAAUAUACAUCCAGUACUUGCACAAAAAUGAGCAAACAGAUGUAUUCAUAUAUAUAUUCUCUACCUGAUUAUAAAGUACAAUCCAAGGGGGAAAUCCGAAAUAUACCGAACGAAUAGACCAUUUUGCGUUCACCGUGCGCUCACCGUUCACUUUGCGCUCACCGUUCACCAAAUUGCGCUCACCGUUCGCUCUGCGUGCGUUCACCCUACGCUCACCGUGCGUUCACCGUUUGCUCACCGUGCGUUUACCGUUCAAGUGGGAAAGUAGAACGUUUCAGGGACUGUACCUGUAUAAAAAGUUAGCACACCAGACUACCCAUACCGAAAAAAACUUAUCAAAAAGUUAUAACUUUUUUAACUAAAAAAAGUUGUAACUAAGUUAUCGGAGUUUGGAACCACUUUUUUCAAAUUAAGUUAUACUUUACUUACAACUAAGGUACAAAAAAGUUAUAACUCAUGUAUAAGUUAUCAACUUUUAUUUCAACAUAAUAAAAUUCAUAUAACCUUUUUUAUAACUUUAUGCACUUGGAUGCAUAAAGUUAUAUAAAGGUUAUACUUCAAAAAAGUUAUACUUCAUGAUAAUUACAAAAAAGUUAUCAAAAAGUUACAAAGUUAUACUUAAGUUAUACUCAUAUAAACAGCUGGAAUGAAGUUACAAAAAAGUUAUGCCCAACAAAAGUUAUGGAAAAAGUUAUACCCGACAAAAAGUUAUGCCUUACAAAACUUAUGAAAAAGUUACACAAAAGUUAUACCUAGCAAAAAGUUAUACUUAACAAGAGUUAUGAAAUGUUACAGAAAAAAUACUUAAACAGUUAUAGAAAAGUUAUGUGAAAAAAUACAAAAAAAGUUAUACUUCUGAGUUAAAAAAAUAUUUUUAUAAAAAAUAAUACUAUAAACGUGAAAAUAUUGACGACGUUUGUAAUUUUGACUAUAUUGACGAUUUCUCUAUUUUUCAUAAGAAAUUCCACUCGUCAAACUUCAUAAUACAUAGCGAAUGCAAAUGACACACCGAUAUUUGAAAUAUUUCUAACUGGCAUUGAUUCACAGUAUUACGAUUGUACAAUCUUGUUUGUCAUUACAUGUACAUGGAUUUUUAUUAUAAUCAAAUUCCAUCCAUUUCUAGUAAUCCAAAAAAGGAGAAAAAUAAACUAACAAUGCACUUCCGAGUUUGGCUUAGUACACUUCUUGUCAGCUUUGCCCAUUGUAAUAAUCAUGUGACCUAUUUCGUCACCUCAAGUGUUCGAUCAUGCUCAAUAAAAUCGAAAAUAGAGCAAAUCAAUUAUUCAAUUAAAUUCAAUAAUCAUAAUUGCAUGUCCAAAGCAGCUAUAUGUAAACAUGCUGACACUGCACCAUCCCUAAACGAUCUUUUUUUUUCCGCCGCUUGCAACAUCUUAACAUUUGGAAUAUACUGGUUAAGGAAGUGUUAGCUUUCGUGUGCAGUAUAUUUAUAUAAAAAUUAAUACUAGUAAGGCAUUAUUAUUUUACAGAAGUACACAUUUCAACUGGACCUUAAAAAAGACCAAAAUUUUCAGUUAAAGGGAAAGGCAACCCAAAAGAUUUUUACAUGAUAAAUGAUAGGAUUAAUUAUAUGAUAAAGAUUUGUCAUACAAAUCUGUUGAUAUAUGGCGUAGAUAUGCUUCAGUACUAAUUUGAAAACGUCAAAAAUUGAAAUUCCCGCGAUCUAUAGAGGCUGCCAUGAUGUGUAACUCUUUUGUAUUCAAGACCACAAAAAUCAAUAAUUUUGACGUCACACCGUCUGUUCCGGUUUUGAUGAGAUUCUAAGAUCAUCCACAGGUCCUUGGGUUCAUCCCCCCCCCCCCCCUUCCGAAUAAGCUACAUGACUUGAUUUAAUUAUUUUUUCUUGAAAAUAUUUCUAAUGCAUGUCAACAACGUCUUGCAUACCCAUAAAGUCCAAAAUAACAAUCAAACGUAUUUUUCUUAAUUACGUAAAUACCCGAUUGCGGAUGUAAACGAAGAAGGCGCCGUUUUAAAAAGAAAGAAAAGUGAAACACUGUUCCGAAGCUAUGUACCCUCACAAACGUGGUCGCUACCAGGUUUUCCAUGCCGAUAAAUUUCAACAACCAAAGUAUCCCUUUGGCGAAUGCACAGGGGCUAAGCCCGUUUUGGACCCGAACUCUGUGAUACCAUAUAUAGGAUCCCCUGCGGUAUUCCAACCAAUUGAAGCCUUCGCCCUUAGUAGAGUAGAAAAAUGGAACUCAAAAUCUCUCCCAAACCCCAGGAGCCACCGGGUGGUACCAUUACAACUCCAAACUGAAAAUGGCGAAUGAUAGCUCUAGGAUUCUACUACUUUCCCUGUCUCACCUGAUAGAGAAGAAAUAGGGACUCUAAAUCUGUCCCGAGACCUGGAAGCCACCGGGUGGUACCAAUACAGCCCCAAACUGAAAGCGGUAAAUGAUAGUCCUAGGGGUCCUCUAUUUUGCCUUGAUGUUCCUUCCGCCUUGUCUUCAAAGAUAAAUGCUCUAAAAGCAGUCAUAAAACCCCAUUAUUCUGAACGAGUUACAAAAAUGUCAAAGUUCAGGUGAGCUAAACAAUACUUCCGGGUAUCACACAGGUUUUCUCUACAUGGCAUCGAGUACCCCGUAGUAUUCUCCACCUCAAUCAAUGGAUAUAUUGUCCCUGUCUUCUCUGAUAGAGUAGAAAUAGGGACUCAAAAUCUGUCCCGACACCCGGGACCCACCGGGUGGUACCACAACAGCCCCAAACUGAAAGCGGUAAAUGAUAGUCCUAGGAGUCCUCUACCUUGCCUUGAUGUUCCUUCGACCUUGUCUUCAAUGAUUAAUACUCUGAAAACAGUCAUAAAAUUCCGUUAUUAUCCAAGAGGUACGGAAAAUGUUAGAGUUCAAGUGAGCUAAACAAUACUUCUAGGUAUCACAGAGCUCUUCUUUCCAUGGUAUCGAGUACCCCUUAGCAUUCUCUACCUCAGUCAGUGGAUGUAGUGUCCCUGUCUCCCCUCACAGAGUAGAAAUACAGACUUAAAAUCUGUCCCGACCCCCGGUAGCCACCGAGUGGUACCACUACAGCCCCAAACUGAAAGUGGUGAAUGAUAGCUCUAGGGGUCCUUUAUUUUGCCUUGAUGUUCCUUCUGUCUUGUCUCCGAAGAUUACAGUUCUAAAAGCAGUCAUAAAACUCGUUUUAUACUUUUUUUAGUAGGUCAUACACAAUUUUUGAUAGCAGUCACCGGAUGGAGGUAUUAUUCACCAGAUAUUACAGUGUUUCAUUAUUUAAUCCUGUUUCCUUACACCACUUGUUCAAAAGAUUUCUUGUGUUCAUUUCUUUUAAUCCCGUGGGGAUCCGGGUUAGAAAAGGUCCUCAGUACCCCUUGCUUGUCGUAAGAGGCGACUAAAUGGGGCGAUCCUUCGGAUGAGACCGCAAAAACCGAGGUCCCGUGUCACAGCAGGUGUGGCAUGAUAAAGAUCCCUCUCUGCUCAAUGGCUACAAGCGCCGAGCAUAGGCCUAAAUUUUGCAGCCCUUCACCCGCAGUGGUGACGUCUUCAUAUGAGUGAAACAUUCUCGGAAGGGAUGUUAAACAAUAUUCAAUCAAUCAUUUCUUUUGUAACAAAGCAAUGAUUAUCACUCUUCAGGUAUCAAGCCCUAGAACUUCAUUCCAUGAGAUGGGUACACUUCGAAUGUGCGAAACUUGUGGUCAGGAAUUCAAGACCAAUUCUGAAUUGCGUUGGCAUGUAAAAAGGAAACAUCAACCAGAGAAAGUGUUAUUCAUUUGUGAUCAGUGCAACACACGCUUUUGCACAUUAUAAAAGAAACAUGAAGUAAAAAAAAUUACAUUGUUUUCUGAAUACAAGAGGUGCAUACAUAUACCAUGGCAGCCGUUUAAUAUAUCCGUUUAUGCACAUCAUGAAACGAUUAUUUUAACGUUAUCAGAGAUACUACUAAUCUUCUUCAAUGAUUAAUUACUUGUUAUUAAAUAUAUUUCAGUGUUA
Ostrea edulis (European flat oyster) is the source of this 7736-nucleotide messenger RNA. Its product is annotated as glutamyl-tRNA(Gln) amidotransferase subunit C, mitochondrial-like. The transcript is spliced from 6 exons. Gene Ontology annotation, cellular component: glutamyl-tRNA(Gln) amidotransferase complex; mitochondrion. The coding region runs from base 54 to 485 and encodes 143 amino acids. NCBI's taxonomy places the organism in Eukaryota, Metazoa, Mollusca, Bivalvia, Ostreida, Ostreidae. The record is from RefSeq and is a predicted model, not a curated record. Gene Ontology annotation, biological process: glutaminyl-tRNAGln biosynthesis via transamidation; regulation of translational fidelity; mitochondrial translation. Gene Ontology annotation, molecular function: glutaminyl-tRNA synthase (glutamine-hydrolyzing) activity.